UCCCGGCCGAGCCGGAAGUGGAGGCGAGGGCUUCCCAUGAUACCCCGCGGGGCGCCUAUUCAAACUGCACGGAGAAGAGGGAGGCGGUCGUGAUGGCGGCUCCGGAGCCGGAAGUGGUGUGCCCGGCCGCAGUACCCGAUUUGGAAUGGUAUGAGAAGUCAGAGGAAACCCACGCCCCCCAGAUAGAACUACUCGAGACUACGUCUACUCAAGAACCUCCCAACCCUUCGGAGCCCUUUUGUCCCAGAGACUGCAUGGUGCCAGUGGUGUUUCCCGGGCCUGUGAGCCAGGAAGGCUGCUGUCGGUUUACUUGUGAACUUCUAAAGCAUAUCAUGUACCAGCGCCAACAACUGCCUCUGCCCUAUGAACAGCUUAAGCACUUCUACCGAAAACCUUCUCCCCAGGCCGAGGACGCAGUGAAGAAGAAAGCUCGGGCCGCCGCUGAAGUGAGCAGCAGGAAAUGCCAACAAGCCCUGGCAGAACUGGAGAGUGUCCUCAGCCACCUAGAGGGUCUCUUUGCCCGGACAAUAGUACCCCGUGUGCUUAUCCUCCUUGGUGGCAAUGCCUUAAAUCCCAAGGAGUUCUACGAGCUUGACUUGUCCCGCUUGGCCCCCAACAGCAUGGACCAGAGCCUGAGCACUGCGGCUUGUUUGCGGCGUCUCUUCCGAGCCAUUUUCAUGGCUGAUGCCUUCAGUGAGCUACAGGCUCCUCCACUCAUGGGCACCAUUGUCAUGGCACAGGGGCACCGGGACUGUGGAGAAGAUUGGUUUCGACCCAAGCUCAACUACCGAGUGCCCACCCGGGGCCACAAACUGACUGUGACUCUGUCCUGUGGCAGACCCUCUAUCCCAGCCACAGCCUGGGAGGAUUACAUUUGGUUCCAGGCACCAGUGACACUUAAAGGCUUCCAUGAGUGAAUGGGGCUGCUUCUUCAUCGUGAACACAAUGGCUUUAAUUAUCUUUCCCCCUAUGGCGCCAAGUCACCCAUCUCUUGCUUGGAGCUAGAAUUGCUUCCUGGUGAGAGGAAUGUUCUGUCCUUCCAGCUGCCUGCCUCCCCUCCUCAGACUUCCUGGUGGGCCGAUUUUAUGGCUGUGGCUGUCAUAAUUAUCACUGAACAACAUCUCUUUGAAUCAAAGGUUGAUUUUCCCAGAAGGUGCUGGGUCAGGCAUUUCUGUUCUGGUUGGAAGGCAAAUAUGGGGUCAUAGACGGACACUCUUUUGGAAGUGGCCUUUUAAUGCUUUUUACUGUGGCAAUUCAGAAUUUUUGCUAGGGACAUAACUUAAAUAUAAAAAUGAAUGGAUUUGCAUUAAAUUAUCAAAUUAUCCUCUUGGCUUAAAGAUUCCCAGGGUUAAGACUAGAGUAUUUUGUCUUUCUCCUUGGCGUCUUAUGCUUCAGGGUUUCUAGGAUUUUUUUUUUUUUUUUUUAACUGAUGGUUCUUUUUCUCUUCAUCAACCCUAGGCCCUUCUGGGAAGUGAUUGGACUUGGUCGAGGUUCUGUAACACUUUGACGUCAGAGCUGGGACUAGAGUCCUCAUCAGUUACCUCCUUGCCUGACCUCCUUUCCUCGCCAUGUAGGGGUUUUUGUGAUCAUUACAGUAUAUGUGCCAAAGGUCACAUAGGGGAAAAGGAGUUGAGAGACUAGACUGAGAAAGGAAACUGAGAGGGCCUUUGCCAAGCUCCAAAGCCCGUGGGAACAAUUUCUGAGCCCAGAUGUCCCUUCAGGGGUUCUGCCCAGCGUGUCUCCAUUGCAGUGACUGGUGGGUUGCUGGCGGUUCCUGCUGGUAGCACUGUCCUUAGGCAUACCCUGCUCUCCUGCCUGCGGCACUUCCUCCACAGCUGUGCCUCUGACUUGGCCAUCCUGAUCCUUGCUCUUCUUCGGGCUUGUUCCCAUCCUGACUAUUAAGCACUGAUGCGCUUUGUCCCUGAGAACACCUGCUUAUGUCUUGGAAACAAAUUGAAGACAUAGUCAUUACCCUGCUGGUGUUGGAGAUAGGUAGGUUGUGUGUAUGUGUGUGCAUGUGCAUGUUUGUAUGUGUAAAUGGGGACAGUAUAAAUAUACACUAUUUUUUAUGUUUUAAGAAGAAUGUUUUGUGUUAAGAAAACAGAAAACAUGGUUUAAAUUUUACACUAUGUUUUAAGCACUUUACAUACAUUAUCUCAUGUAGCAACCUUCCAGAGUAUGUGUUGUUCCCAUCCUAUCGAUGAGGCUAGGGGAAAUAGAAUAAUUUGUGGAGGAACCUGGAUUCUAACCCAGUCCACCCAGCUCCAGCUCUGGAGGCUGAGUGCUGUGCAUAGUGCUGCAUGGCCUGUGUGGGUUUUACUCUGAAAUAAUUAAGCAGAUUCACUCUGCCAAAAGUAGUAGCAUUGGAAAGCUGCAAGACUCCCUCUCUGGCUUUAGACUGUAGAUCCUGAGAGGGAACCUGCUGGUAAGUGGUCAGAAAAUCUGGAAUCAAUGAGAACAGUAUAGGUUUGGGUGACUUUUGGUGCUAUGGCCACUUGAAGCAUAUUUUACCAGUUAGAAUUUCAGCUGGUUUUUGGUCUGAGGAUACUGCCUUACGAAAGAGGAGCAGAGCCAUAUCUCCCACUUGGCAAUGGAAUGGACAGGCUGAGGGCUGUAAGGGGAGGGAGAGUUUUGGACAAGGGAGUUACAGAUUGUUUUGACACAGAAAACACCUUAGGCCAAGUCAGCUCCCUCAAAUUUUAAAAGCCUUCAUAAGCAAUGCCCAGAUAAUCAAAACAAAGUAAUUAUCUGGGUAAUUUAGACACUUAUUUCUCUCUUGCCUUGGCAUGGGGCACCACAUCAUUCUGAUUGCAUGAGUCCUUUCCAAAGGAAUCCAGAAAUGAAAAGGUCAGUUAAUAUUAACGACAGCCCAGUGUAGGGCUCCCUGCUCAGUGUGGAGUCUGCUGCUCCCUCUCCUGCCCUCCCCACCCACUCAUGCCCUCUCUGUUUUUCUCUUUCUCCCUCUCUCCAAUAAAUAAAUAUAAUCUUUAAAAAAA
Mustela lutreola (European mink) is the source of this 2996-nucleotide messenger RNA. RefSeq names its product MAD2L1 binding protein (gene MAD2L1BP). Gene Ontology annotation, biological process: regulation of exit from mitosis. Gene Ontology annotation, cellular component: nucleus. The record is from RefSeq and is a predicted model, not a curated record. NCBI's taxonomy places the organism in Eukaryota, Metazoa, Chordata, Mammalia, Carnivora, Mustelidae. The coding region runs from base 93 to 917 and encodes 274 amino acids. The transcript is spliced from 3 exons.